Aaosphaeria arxii CBS 175.79 is the source of this 1585-nucleotide messenger RNA. RefSeq names its product 3-ketoacyl-CoA thiolase B. NCBI's taxonomy places the organism in Eukaryota, Fungi, Ascomycota, Dothideomycetes, Pleosporales. The transcript is spliced from 2 exons. Gene Ontology annotation, cellular component: peroxisome. Bases 191 to 1435 code for a protein of 414 amino acids. Gene Ontology annotation, molecular function: acetyl-CoA C-acyltransferase activity. The record is from RefSeq and is a predicted model, not a curated record. Gene Ontology annotation, biological process: phenylacetate catabolic process; fatty acid beta-oxidation.
ACCGCAUCAACUUGCCGAAACUCUUCUCCGUCCCUCUGCCUCGAGCUCAAGCUUUAGUUCGCUUCGAACACCAUGCAUUCUCCAUCUUUAUCCGCAACCUUUUGGCCUUUUCCGACCUUUCUUCACAUAUUAAUGCUAUCCGUUCCUUCAAUUGGCGUUGUUUACUACUGAACAUCUUCAACUUGGGAAAAUGGCGGGUUUCGUACAGAAAGGUAUCAAGAACAUCCUCCAGAAGAACCCCAAUGAUGUGGUGUUCCUCUCCGCACUUCGAACGCCUAUAACGCGAGCGAAGAAGGGUGGAUUGCGGGAUGCAUACGAUCACGAGUUGCUUGGUGCAGUUCUCAAAGCUACCAUCACCCGAUUCCCCAACCUCGACCCCGCAAAGAUAGACGAUGUAUGCGUCGGAACCGUUCUUGCAGAACUGGGUGGAUCCAAGGCUGGCCGUAUGGCGGCAAAUCACAUCGGAAUACCUACCACGACUUCCUUCAGUACUGUAAACCGUGCCUGUGCCUCGGGUCUCUCCGCCAUUACAUCGAUAGCGAACUCGAUUGCGGUGGGCCAGAUCGAUGUCGGAAUAGCGGGAGGUAUGGAGAGCAUGACGAGGAACUAUGGAAGCCGAGCAAUUCCAACAGAGCUCUGGCCUGAACUGAAGGACAGCCCUGUCAAAGACGCAAGAGAUUGUAUAAUGAACAUGGGAAUCACAAGCGAGAAUGUCGCGGAGCGAUAUGGCGUCAGCCGAGCAGACCAGGAUGCGCUCGCCGCUCAAUCACAACAGCGGGCUGCCAAAGCUCAAGCAUCCGGAGUUUUCGAUGCGGAAAUCGUCCCGGUGACGACACGCUGGAUUGACCCAGAGGUUCCAGAGGAUGUCAAGGAAAUAACCGUAACAAAAGAUGAUGGUAUCCGAGCCAACACAACCAUUGAGAAGCUCUCCGCUAUGAAGCCGGCCUUCAAACCCGAUGGUGCCAGCACUGCCGGAAACAGCUCCCAAGUCUCGGACGGUGCAUCGGCAGCUUUGAUGAUGCGACGUUCGACCGCGGCCACUCUUGGGUUAACCGACCAGAUCAUUGGCAAAUGGGCCGGAACACAAGUUGUUGGUUGCAAGCCCGACGAGAUGGGUAUCGGACCAGCUCUAGCAAUUCCUAAGCUCCUCGAAUAUACUGGCAUCACCACCGAUGAUGUUGGAAUCUGGGAGAUCAACGAGGCUUUCGCAAGCCAGGCGCUUCACUGCAUCCGGACGCUCGGUUUGGAGGGCCGCAUGGACAAAGUCAAUCCAAAUGGCGGUGCCAUUGCAUUGGGCCAUCCUCUCGGAGCAACAAGUGGAAGAAUGUUGGCAACCUUGCUCAAUGAGCUAGGACGAAGUGGCGAGCAAGUCGGCGUCAUUAGCAAGUGCAUCGGCACGGGAAUGGGAAUGGCAAGUUUGAUUGUCAGGGAAUAGAGCCAGUGUCAGACGUGAUGAUGAAAAAGAUUAAAUGAAUCAUGGGUCCCCAACUGUAUAUACAACCCCGGAUGGUAGCCGUCGCAAAGAAUCUUGAGUUAAGGUUUCGCGUAUAAAUGCCAAUUCAGCAAAAGAUUAUCAAUAACCAAU